Tetranychus urticae (two-spotted spider mite) is the source of this 8351-nucleotide messenger RNA. RefSeq names its product protein DOP1A. Gene Ontology annotation, biological process: Golgi to endosome transport. Gene Ontology annotation, cellular component: endosome; trans-Golgi network. NCBI's taxonomy places the organism in Eukaryota, Metazoa, Arthropoda, Arachnida, Trombidiformes, Tetranychidae. The record is from RefSeq and is a predicted model, not a curated record.
CUGUUUUCUAGCCAUUUUUCUGUUAAACUCACCACAAUUAACCAUGAAUCUGUUCAAUGAUGAAAACUAUUUUACUAAUUAUUUAACUGAUUAAUUAUCCAACGACUUAGCCCUUUGUUUAUUUUAUUUUGUUCAUCAUCACAACUUACAUCAACAUCUUUAUUUACAACAAUUGAUACUUUGUUUUUCCUGUAUUCAAACCUAUCUCUUUUUUUAUUUAUCAUUUUGCCUUGAUUCCAAUUUAUCUCUCUAUUGAACUGUUAAUCUCUUUUUGGCUUUUUGUUUGUUUAUUUCUACUUAGUCCUUCUCCUUGGGUCCCUUCUGUCUCAUCUCUUUUGUUUAUCUUUCUUGUCUUUUGUUUAGUUCUCUGUCAAUUUCUUCACAGAUUUACUCUCUGUCUGUCUUGUAUCCCCUUUCUCUCUUAUCCUGUCUACAUUCUUCUUACCACGUCUUUUAUUAGUAUUGGGUUUAGAUUGCUCAUCAUUCAAGUUGUUGUUGAUUAAAUGAUGUCGAAAAAUGUGUUUCACGAGGAAAGAGAGUUAAUCAAUGAUCCCAAAUACAGAAGUUUCGCUCAAAAUAUUGACAAAGCUUUGAAAGCUUUCGAAGGAACCAGUCGUUGGCCUGAUCUUGUUUAUGCUCUCUCAAGGUUAAUCAAGGUCCUAGAAAAUAAUGUUAAGUUUGGAUUCAUCCCAGCAAGACUGUUGGUUGGACAACGGUUAGCUCAAUGUAUGCAUCCAGAGCUUCCAAGUGGAGUACAUCUAAAAGCGUUGGAGACAUAUGAUCUCAUCUUUAAAAUAAUUGGACCCGAUAGAUUGGUCCAAGAAUUAAGUAUCUACAGCAAUGGAUUGUUUCCCCUAUUAAGUCAAGCCUCUAUCAACGUUAAACCUGAGCUUAUAAAAAUCUAUGAGAAUCAUUUUGUUACUCUGGGAGAUAAAUUAAAACCUGCUCUUGAUGGAUUUCUUAUUGCUUCUUUACCUGGAUUGGAAGAAGGUUCUGAUCAUUAUACAACAACAGAUAAUCUUCUCAAGAAAGUGUGUGAAGGCGUUGGUAAACAUUUUUUCUAUGGUGCUCUCUGGAGAGUUAUUCUGAUCGACUCCAGUGUCCGUUUACCUGCCAUUUCAUUUAUUACUUCUCAUUUUGUGAAAAAGAAAAGUUUAGAAGAGCAACUUUAUAUUAAGGGUACGAGCUUAACCACCUUUCUUCACGGUCUAUGUGCAUCCCUACUGGAUCAAAAUGUUCUUGUGCAACGAGCUGUGCUCGACCUUCUUCUAGAUUGUUUUCCAAUGCACAAUCAACAGAUUAGCAAUUCCGACAUGAUCAGUAUUACAACUGCAGCGAUAACCGUCCUUUUAAGGCGAGAUAUAUCACUUAACCGUCGUUUAGACUCUUGGUUAUUUGGAGCUGAUUCAAGUGGACAAAGUUACCUUGCCAAUGCCAAUGCCAUGAAAGCUUUAAAUGAAAAGUUAACUUCGUCUGGUGGAACAAUCAUUAGUAGCAACUCUGGAAGUAGAAGUAGACGUCGUCGUGAAGCAUAUUUCAUGGUAUAUUCCAAAGAGUUCGUCUACAAAGCUUUAGUCCUUUGUUUAGGGAACCCUUCAGAUUUAAUUCCUUUACCAAACGCCUGGUCUAGUCUUGGAGAAAAAUGGAGCUACUCACUCUUGAUUUGUCUUCUCAAUAAUGAAGACAUAAGCAAACCUAUCCUAGAUGAUCUUUGCAUCGAUAUUUUUAGAUCUUUGUACAAGGAUAUCAAAAUGGAAAAGUGUAGCUCAGAUAUGGUCAGAACAUGUAAUUUAUUAUUAAGCAAUUUGAAAUUGGAUUAUCUUUGGCAAAGGCUUUAUGAUCUCUUGGAAAAAGCAUGUAAUUUAGUAGAGUCAGGCUCGGUGAUUCGAGAUGGGUUAAGUGCAACUGAUUACCCUCAACCAGUAGGUACAUCAAACAUAAAGAUAAUAGAAAUAUUGUCUCUGAUGGAUUUCAUGGUUGAUGCAACUUCCAAUGAUCCGGAGACAGCUUCCAAAUGUUAUCAAGAUGCCUUACUUUUUAUUCUUGAUCGAUCCAUUAAAUGUUGUUAUUUAUUUAAACCUGGAGAAAUGGACAUGGCUAUUAAUCUGUGUUCCAAACUUGCUACAAAAAUUCAGCCCACACCACAAGUUGAACGCUCAAAGACACCAGCAAAAGAACGUGAUAGUCUAGCUGAUAUCAAAGAGGAAACUGAAAGUUUAUGUGCUAGUGAAGUAACUCUAAAAAUGGAUGACAUUGGAUUAAGUUCAACACCAGCAACAACACCAAGUUCAGCUGAGCCAUCAUUACUUGGUUCAACUUUAGCAUUAUCUCCCGCAGCAAUUGAAAGUGAUGAUAAUCGAUCAUAUACCGAUAAAUUAAUAGCUAAAGUUGCCAAUUUUUUUGAUGUUUUUGUAAGAACUCGCUUAAUUGAAAAUGAAUCUAUCCUGCAAACCUGUUUUGAACAAUUUUUACUUUCCAACCCAGACCGCUUUGAUGGAGUAAAUUCAUCAAAUGGAGUCUCGUCAACUCCUUCACCACCUUCAAAUUUAAUUUUAAAUCUAAAUGCAUCUAUGAUUCCUGUCUAUAUUAAUUUAUGUCAACUCUUGGUAAAAGCAGCACUCAUACAAAAAGUGGGCGAUGAACUUUUGCUCAAUGGUCUUAUGAAUGGCUUUGAUCUGAGAGAUGAUGACUACAAGAAGGGAAAUUUUCUAUCAGAAUGGACAAAAGAGCUGCUUGUUCUUUCCAUAUUUACUCGAAAAUCAAACGUCAAGGUUAAAUACACUUCGAUUUCAACCUUUCUCGAUCUUGUGUCUAUUCUUAAAUCACAACUAAUGGAUAUUCCUUUACCUCCGAAUUUGGCCAAUUUUACACCAUCAAGUUCACCUGUUCUUGAUUUUAAUAAUAGUGAAACACUUAACAGAGUUAUUUGCUCGGGAUUGUGCAUUGAAAAAUUUUUAUCUGGUGAUCAGUUAAACUUUAUUUACAAUUCAACUGAUUAUUUUAUAAAGGUUACUCAAGAACUUUGGGACAAUUUAAGCGAUGAAUUUAGUGAGCUACACCUUGAGACUGCAAUAUUACUCCAACAAGUUCAUAAUUUAGCAGCUGAUUCUUCAGUUUGUGAAAGUGUAAUAUGUUUUGCUAUGGCAUCUUCAGAUGAAAUUGUUUCAUAUGAGGCGAGACGAAAAUUUUGUACACUUUUCUCAAUCACAAGAGACCUUAGACAAAAAUCAAGUUUAUAUGCAAGUAUGAGAGAGUUUGAUAGACCUCUCUUCUUUAUGUUGGACAGUUUAACACACAAAUUGGAUGCACACAAUGCCCAAGCCUUUGAUUGGUUAAAUCAAUGUCUCAAGUAUGGUGAUGUUGCAAGAAUUUUAGAGCCAUUAAUGUUCAUUCUUCUUCAUCCCGACACCAAUCGAGUUUCCGUGCAACAUGUAAAUAUUCAUCAACCCAGUGAUCCAAGUGGUACAACUGAACAAAAUGUAACUGGACGAUCCGAUGAGGCAGAUAAUGCAGCUAUAGCCGCAGCCGAAGCCAAAAUAUAUGCAAUCAGCAGUACCGGUGGCAAUUUAAUUUAUCAUGUUAAUCCAGAGGGUAAAAAGAGAUUCACUUCGGCAGCAUCAACAUCGUCUAACAAGGUUCUUGCCCUUACAAGUCAAAAUACUUCUCAAACAUCUUCAUCCAAAUCUUCACAAGUUACCGGUAAAUGGGUUACACAGAAAUGCAAUUUACCUGACUAUGAGGUUCCUUUUUCCUGUGAUCAAAGUAACAACAGUGGUAAACAUUUAUCAAUCAACAUGUUCCUAAAUCCAUUUGGAUCAUUGUCAUCAUUAACCAGUGAAGUUCUCGAAUCAAUAGAUAACAAUCCAGUUAGUCUAAUAUCAGUUGUACCAACUUCAGAGUCAUCAAUGAGCAACAACAAUCUAAAUAUAAUAAACAACAAUAACAACAACAACACCAUUAAUAGCAAAAAAUCUGAUCAAAGGUGGACUUUAAUUAAAUCCAAUGAAGAUAUUAGGCGAACUCCAACGCCAACACCAACUCCUAUUUCAACGCCAAUACCAUCAAGAGCGAGUAAAAUAUCAAUGGAAGAACCCUCUGAAACCUCAUCUGAUUCAGAAAUCAUUGCCAAUCUUAUGGAUGAGUUGAUUGAUAAUGUAGUCUCUCGUGUUGAAGAUGGAGAUGAUGAAAGUCAAUCAUCUUCCUCUGAAACAACAACACGACAAACUAUAUCAGAAUCCGUUAGCUUGACGAGUUGGCUUAAACCCAUCUCUGUGAAUCAUCUUCAUUCGCACAUACUUCUUUAUACUCAAGUUUAUGACUCUAGACGUACACUUUACGCACUCACAACUUUAUGGAAUAUAAUUUUAGCCGAACCACAAAUGGUACUGUUCAAAAUGGCAACAACGAGUAUCAGUAAUCGCCUUGGAACUCGUUCCCAUGAGCUUCAGUUGUUAUGUGCACGUCAUCGUAAAUCAAUCUUGGGACGAAGUUUUUACGGUGAUGUUGACACGGAAUCAGUCACAGCUUUCAGAAGUUCCUCUUUCCUAGAGGUAAUUGUCACAACGUGUCUUUAUUAUAUAAGAAGUUUUUAUCCAUGUUUACCUCAAUCAAGACUUAAUGAAGAUGAAAUUCAAGGAAAUCAAAAAGUUCGCAUUCUUUCAUGUGAAAUAUUACGAUUAAUUUUUAGUGAAUUGGUUACAGCCAUUAAAAGGAUACCUAAUCUUUCUAGUUACCUUAAUGAUAUGCUGAUGCGAUGUAAAUCACAAAAAGUAAUUUUACAUGGAGUUGUUUCAAGUGUUUACAACUUUCAACAAAAAAGUGAAUUGAAAGGAAAUUCUGGACAAAAAUCUGGUAAAGAUCGAGCUGAUGAAGAUACUUUUCCAGAUACAAUUGUUGAAUUUAACGAGAAAAUGGGCUCUUCAGGAUUCCAGGAAGAUAUGCAAAAAAGUAUUCUUAAAUUAUUGGAACAGUUAAUCAUUUUAGAGCACAAAGUUUCACCAGUUACAUCGCAAGCAGAGAAAGACCUUCCUACCCAUAACCGUAAAGAAAGUGAUUCUAGAGCAGCACGUAUUCGCUUCCAACCACAAAUGUCUGCUUUAAAAUAUUGUCCAAACAUUUUAAUUCCUUCACAAUCAAUGUUUCUAUCUGCCAUCCAAACGGCCCUCCAACAAACCCAUAAAGCCAAUUUACACUCUAAUUGGUUAUCAUUGGUUGAGGCUACACUUCCCUUUGCUGGACGCUCAUUAACCCGUUUGGUUGUGUGUGUAAUCAGUCAAUUGUGUCAUAAUUUAGAAAGUAUAGCACAAAAGAUUGAAAAUUUCAGCGACCCAACUGCAACAAUAACCUCAAUCAUACCUCCUACUGGAACAACAAAUUCCUCAUCUUCAUCAACAUCAAAUGAAGAUAAUAUGAUUCCAAUGCCACCUAAUUAUCUGACAAUCAUUUUGAAAAGCCUGUCAACUCUUUGUCAUUAUUGUCUCCUUGAUACAUCCAAUACAGUUUCAAAUACAAUGACUACACUUCCUCAACCCUCAAAUAUCUCACCUAAUCCAACAUCAACCACAGCUACAACCUCUACUGGUCCUUUACAAGUUUUAUCAAGUUUUCUCAAUGUAUUCACUGGAGUUGAGGGUAUUUCAGAUCUCAAUCAAAAUCGAGAAAACUCUUCCAAUAGUUCAGGUGAUCCUUUACUCUCUUCUAGAAGAACUGUUCUCAGUCAUUUACCAAGAAUCUUAGGUGGUAUCUUAGCAAUAUGGAGAGUAAUUACUAAAGCUGAAGAAUCUGAUAAAGAUUAUGAUUCAGGAAAUGGAAGAGGUGAAGGAACCGGUUGGCAAAUAAUGGGAACUCCAAAAGAUGUUAAGAAAAAUAUUCUCAGCUUCUUAAGUCCAAUCUCAUUACUACAUGGGAACAAUUUCAUGUCCUCUGUUGCUACUGUUUGGUAUGAUUUACGUGAUACAAAAAAUAUUUCAGACAAAAAAAGUGUAAUCCCACCAUGUAGUGCUAAACAAACACUACUUGUUGAUUUAAUUGCUGCCGUUAGAGUACUACCAAUGGAAUCUGUCCUUCAAACGGUUCGCCAUGUUAUCAAACAACCACCUCACUCUGUUCAAUCUCGUAAGAAGCGUAUUCCCUUGGAAGUUAGCAUGUUACAAUUUCUGCUGGCAUAUAUUAAAGUUUUCCCUGGAAGUCAAUUGUUAGAAUGUUGGAAAUCAUUAUUAGCACUGUUGAGAGAUGGCCUUCAAAUAUCUGCAUCGUCACCAUUGGCUCAAUUCCAUCUUCUUGCAAUACUUCAUGAAUUUGUUCAGGCUGCUCCUCUUUUCGAAGAUCGUAAAGAUCAAAAAGAUCUUCAAGAAGUAGCCCAAAAAUUGGUUGAAGCUUGUACAAAUGUGGCUGCUGCUCGACUCUCACAAACCAAAUGGCUUCGUAAAAAUCUAGAAGUUCGACCUGGUCCUCAGCAAGAUGAUGUCGAUGAAGAAAAUGAUUACACUGAUUAUCGAGAACCAUCUUCUUUGAAGGUUGAUGCAUCUCCGAAUAGUUUGACUCUUGAUUCUUCAAUAAAUCCAGAUAGUGAUACAUUCCUAGCUCGUUACAGUGUCCAAGCGUUAAAUGCUCUUGCUCAGUUUGUCGCACCAGUUCUUGAUGUUGUAUACGUUAGCGAAGAGAAAGAAAAGGUUGUUCCUCUUGUCAGUAACAUUAUUGGUUAUGUUACACCUUAUCUUAGAAAUCACAGUAAAAACAAUAUACCAAGCUUCAGAGCUUGUUCACAUCUUUUGUCAAGCAUAUCUGGAUACCAAUAUUCCCGGAAAGCGUGGCGAAAAGAUGCUCUUGAACUUCUUCUUGAUCCUGCUUUUUUCCAAAUCGAACCAUACUGUCUUAAAUAUUGGAAAACAAUUGUGGAUCACUUGAUGACCCAUGAUAAAACUUCAUUCAGAGAUUUUCUUAUCCGAAUGUCUGUCAAUCAAUCCGGAUCGUUGAAAAUUUUUUCAUCUAAAGAUCAAGAAACUGAAUUACGGGCCCAAUUGGCCAAACGAUUAGCUUUUAUCCUGUUUUGUAGCGAAAAAGAUCAAUACCAAAGAUACAUGCCAGAGAUACAAGAAAAAUUGAUUGAAGCACUGAGAGUGAAUAGUUCAUCUAUUCUUCAAGCAAACAUUCUGAUAUGUUUCAGGAUACUUAUCUCCAGAAUGUCAUCACAUUAUCUAACAUCAUUAUGGCCAUUCAUUUACACUGAAAUGUGUCAAGUUUUCUUGCAAAUUGAAGCUGAAUUGAUGCCGGAAGGAAAUGAACUGAGAAAAAAUGCAAGUUUUAGUGGCCUUCUCAGAUUAUCUGGAACUGAAAAUUCAUGGAUUUUAAAUGGUUCAACGAUUGGCCAAUCACUGCAAUCAUCUGGUAAUUUACAAUUGUACCUACAAGCAUGUAAAUUGCUUGACCUGGCCUUAGCUUUGCCGACUGAUUCACUACCUCAAUUUCAAAUGUAUCGCUGGGCCUUUGUACCAAACAGCACCGAUGAAACUGAUUCACCACUUGAUGUAAACAUUUCAGAAAGACCUAAAUCUGAAUCAUUUAACGGUAUUGAAAGUUAUACUGGACAACCACAGCCAUCGACUCUUUUUGAACCGUUUGUGAUUCGCAUUGAGAAACUUAUGAGACUUAAGGGAUCAAAGCCUGAAAGAUUACUGGCUCGUCCAAAAUGCCCUCUUAUCAACCUUACGAGUAUUAACACCAUUUUUGAUCUCUAUCCAUUUUUUUACACCUUGAGUUUUCCAAAUGAAACUGAUGAUGUUCCGUUUGUUCGGGACUCCAAAGAUGAAGGAGACAAAGUUGAUACUGCUUCGAUUUGUCCUAGUAUCAUGGAAAGCUUGGAAGAUGUCAAUAUGUUUGACAAGACAUUUGAAAUGGACUUUCUUGAAUCAGUGCCAAGCAUCUAAAAUUAUGACAUUCCUCUUUUGGCCCAUAUUUUUCUUCGUUCUCAUGUUAACUCUUCACUUCACUUCAAUUUAUCUCUUUUUUCCUUCUCUUUCCGACAAAAGUGCCUCAAAAGUGUUUGGGUUUACAUAUAAUAAUUUAACAAAAAUAUUAUUAUUAUUACUAUUAUUAUAUUAUAUUAUAUAAUUAUGAUAUUAAUGAAGAUGCUAAUGAUGUACAUUAAACUAUCAAAGACCAUCAAAUAUACAAAAAAAAGUGACAGCAAAUCAUAAAAAUACACACAAAUCAUCUCUGUUGAAUAGUCAAACAAGUUUUUUAUUUUUCUGGUAAAAAUGAAAACAAGUAAAACUAAAAUGAUUAAACCUUCUUAUGUAAAGUCGUUAGUUAUUAUUGGCAAAGUUUAAUUAAAUUAUAUUGUACUGACUAAA